Balearica regulorum gibbericeps (East African grey crowned-crane) is the source of this 534-nucleotide messenger RNA. The record is from RefSeq and is a predicted model, not a curated record. NCBI's taxonomy places the organism in Eukaryota, Metazoa, Chordata, Aves, Gruiformes, Gruidae.
AUGGUUCCGUUCCGAGGAAGCCACUGGCAGACGUCCCUGCUGGCGUUCAGGGCAUCUCUCCCUGUGAGAGCACAACCAAAGAAGAAGAAGAAAGUGGAUGUAAAGAGAGAGCAAGCACAGAAGGAUCGUAUGAAAAAGAAGAUUAAAAAGCUUGAAAAAGCUGCCCCAGAAAUGAUUCCAAUUGAAGAUUUUAUAACACCACUUAAGUACUCAGAUAGCAACAGGGUGCGAAGUCUUGUGCCUCUGUCAUUUGAGGAGACUGAAAGAAGAGUUUUACUUUUGAAAAAGUGGUGUUUGUUUAAGCAGAAACAAGAUAAUGCAGAAAAGAAAGCAAUUCAGAGCCUUGUAGAAGCUCAGCAAGAGGCACUAAAGGAACUGCGCCUUGAAUCUGAGGAGUUGUACCAGGCAGCAAUCAGACGAGAUGAGGGGCUUUUCCCCUUUGAGAGAGAUGGACCUAAUUAUACCCCACCCCUUCCUGGUUACGAUCCUCCUGAAGGAAAAUGUGUUGAUAUCACCAAAGUGUACACACAGUGA